Molecule: messenger RNA, 1029 nt
Organism: Struthio camelus australis
Lineage: Eukaryota; Metazoa; Chordata; Aves; Struthioniformes; Struthionidae
Gene: LRRC46
Product: leucine rich repeat containing 46
Cellular component (GO): cytoplasm
Molecular function (GO): protein binding
Source: RefSeq, a predicted model, not a curated record
AUGGCUGAGCUGGGGGAGACCCUGCUGGGGGGCCUGGAGCAGACACCUCCAGGGGUGACCCUCACCGACACCCUCGUCGCUUCAAGGAACCUGCCCCAGCCGAUGGCGACUGAGAGCCCAGAGAGCCGAUGUAAGGCGCUGAUGGCCCUCUCGACUGUCCGCUUGGAUCGGGAGAACAUCUGUGCUAUUGGGAGGCUCCAGAGCCUGCAGGAGGUUCACAGCCUUUACCUGCAGCAGAACAGAAUUGAGAAGAUUGAGAACCUGAGCUGCUUUCCCCAACUGCGGUUCCUCUCUCUGGCUGGAAAUCGCAUCCGCAAAGUGGAAAACCUGCGGCCUCUGCAACACCUGCACUUCCUGGAUUUGUCCCAGAACCAGAUAGAGACACUGGACCCAGAUGAGCUGCCCCGGAGCCUCCGUCUCCUCGACUUAACAGGAAAUGAAUGCACCCACCAAGACGGAUACAGGGAGCUGGUGUUGGGAGCCCUGCCCCAACUCCUGCAGCUGGACACCCAGCCUGUCCCUGGCUGCCUGGACCCUGCCACAGAUGAGGAAGAGGAGGAAGGAAGUUCUUCCAGCAGUGAGGAUGAAGAGGAUGAGUCCCUCUCUGAGCUGAGCAGCCCUUUCACUGCAGGCAAAGAUUUCUUCCCGGCUCUGCACCGGGAGCUGGCCAGGCGCUCGCAGAGGAGGCAGAGGGAGGCAUUGGACGAACACGAAACCCGUGUGGAGGAGCUGGAGGAGCGUCAGGGCCUGCUGCUGUCUCCCACACCACUCGGCUCAGCGGACGCAGAUACCCACCUAGCCCUGAACCCAGGAAGGGAAGGAGCAGCCUUUACCACAGCCCUAGGCCCCGGGCGGCCCCAGCCCUGUCCCCAAGCAAAGCCGGGGACACAGAAGCCACCACCGCCGGGAGUCGGCAGCCAGCGCUCCUGCCCGCAGCCAGAGCGAGUUCCCAGUGGGAGCCAGAGCCGGAUCAAGGCCCAGCAAGGGGAGACUCGCGCCACAGCCCAGCCCAGAGGAGCAAAGAAAUAG